This is a messenger RNA of Mytilus californianus (California mussel), 2808 nucleotides long. Its product is annotated as stabilizer of axonemal microtubules 2-like. The record is from RefSeq and is a predicted model, not a curated record. Gene Ontology annotation, biological process: microtubule anchoring. Gene Ontology annotation, molecular function: microtubule binding. Lineage: Eukaryota; Metazoa; Mollusca; Bivalvia; Mytilida; Mytilidae. Bases 187 to 1734 code for a protein of 515 amino acids. Gene Ontology annotation, cellular component: cytoskeleton. The transcript is spliced from 8 exons.
AACUAUCAACGUCGCUAGGGAUAAGUCGUUCCGGAUUGGAUACGUGAUUAGGCUAUUUGUUCCAUUAAUACCUUUGUGUCCUUAAUUAAUACAUGCUUGUUUGAUACGUUAAAGAGAAAAAAAUACAACAUAGCGACCGGAAAUGUAGUAUUUAUUUGCUGACAAACUUUUCACAGAUAGAUAGUUAUGGCGUUGAAUCCGGAUGAUAUUUUGAAGGAACAGUUUCCGGAUAAUGUUUCUAUCAGUGACUUAUGUGAUUGUGGGAAACACAAGAGGCGGAAUCAAGGAGGACCGCCAUUUCCCAGAAAAUCUGGACCAUGUCCUGAUUCCGAUUACAUGGCUACAUUCAAAGGAAUAACUCAGCGUCCACGAUCCAGCAAGAGACCGAUGACGGAAGUUCCGUUCGCGAGGAUUCCCAGAGAGCCUAUGAUGUUAGAUACCAACCAGAGAUCGGAUUUCAGAUCACAUGGUCAUAUUGAAAGAACAAAACCGAUUAUUCCAGAUUUAUAUGGGAGUGCCAUUUUUCCAACAGCAAGCAGACAAAUUCAACAUGGCCGCCGUGUCAGUAAAAGUGAGGAAAAAUUCGAACCAUCGUCUGCUAAGAUUGAAGGUAUCACUUCAUAUACCACGGAAUUUAUUCCCAAACAAUUGCAACCAGAGUUCAGACGAAUGGAACCCAGACCUAAUUACGUCCUGUCAGAUGCUAAGUUUGAAAACAGAACAACAAACAAGGAACACUAUAAAAAGUGGGUUCCUUCCAAACAAGUCCAAUUUGGAGAAAUGCCGAGCUUCACAGGUUCAAUAUUGUAUCCUGAAAUGAAAGAAAAGUUACCAGAAACAUGUACCCAGGAUUCCUUUAAAGGAGAGUUUGUCAAACGACCAGACGCUAUUCGACUUUCUGAGUCUAAUAUUAAAAUGGAAGGUGAUAUGUUUAUGAAUACCACAAACAAUGACACAUUUACCAAACAUGAAGGCGACCAUCGUGUCAAGAGAACAACACACCCACCAACACUGAAAGUAGGCAAAGCUCUUGGAAAGUUUGAAUCAUUAACACAGAGCAGGCGAGACUUCCCUGGAUAUCUGGAUCCUGAGAGAGCUAGAGCUGCUGAGCCUGCUCCAUGUACCAUUGACUUAAGGUUUGAUAAUAAACGUAGUUUGACAACAGAACAGAAAGAAGUGUUUAAAGGUCACGAUGUACUGGUGAAUCCUAUGGCUAAAGCUAUUAGGACAGAUUUUGCUGAAUAUGAACCACCAACGGUCAAGUUUGAAACACAAACAUGCAACAAGCGUGAUUAUGUUCCUAAGGAAAUUCCAAAGGUAUUGAUGAGACAUUUUCCACCAGAAGGACAAAUACAACGCCGAGAAGAUUUCAAGUUUGAUGACAGGACUAUGUCUAAACACUUCUUCCAGAAUUGGGGACCACAGUCACGUGUUAGAUAUGGAGAUUUCCACGAGAACAGACCCUAUAUUCCACCUCAAACUAAAUUUGACCAUGAUAGUGUAACGAAGACCUCUUUCAUACCCAAGAAAUACGAACCUACAAAAGACUUUAGACCAGAAUACAAGCCUGUAAACACGGAUGGAGAAAUAGACUUUGGAACAGUUCAUAGGCAAACUUAUACAAAACCUGUUGUUAAACCAUGUAGGGCUCAAUUAUUUCUGUUACAAAGGGAAUUAAAGAAAUUAAAGCUGGAACGUGAAGGAUCAGCCCCACCAUCAAUAACUGUAAAGUAGUGUUAGUUUCAGUUAUAAGAAUAAGCUACUCUUACUAAUCCUAAAUCCUGUGUAAGUAGUUUUCACUUUAUUGAACUUGUUAUUCUUUACUUUGUUUAAUUUGGCAUUCCAUAUGAAACUUUAUUUCAUUCGUCAUAUUUUUAUUUUUUUAACAUUUUUAUCAUAAUUGAAAUUGUAAUGUGUGUUUUAUUAUCACGCAUUUCAAAGCAUUAUUGUCAUAUUAACAUUUGUAAUGAAUGCUGAUGUUGAGUUUGCUAACUAAUGUGACUUGUGUUAUAAUUGAUUUUGAUUAUAUGCAUGUGUGUCAAUGUUUUUCUCGUUUAUAUUGGCUAUGCUACUUAUUUUUGUGUCAAUUGUGAGUUUCAGUAGACAGAUGGUGAAAAUCACAAUGGGUUUUGUUAUUGUUUUGAAGGAGUGUUUUUACCAGGGUAAAAGAAUGUAAUACUCUUACUGCCGGAAACAUUUAGCAAAUCAUAUAAAUCGGUCAUUUUCGUCUUAAUCAAAUUAAUUUAUGUUUUAGCAUAUCUCAACUGAGUUAAAAUAAUUAUAAAAAUUAGAAACUUUACUUUCGUAACAUUUUCCAUGCACGGUUCUUGUUCAUCCAACUUUUGCUUGCCACUGACUUUUUGACAAUCUUAAGCAUUAUAUGUUCUGUUAUAUUAUUUUAUAUUAAUAUUUAAUAUUCUGUAGAGUUUUAUGUUUUGUUAUUUGAUUUAUUGUUGUUAUGCUAUUUCAAAAAAGGUACAAAAGACUUAUAUAUAUACCAUGACAAAAGGAUGUAUACAUUGUAACAGAGAAGAAUUAUAGUUCUUCCAAUCGGCAUGCUUUGCAGCAUUUACAUGUUAUAAACUGAUUUGAUCAUGUGUGGAAUUUACAUUUUUAUAUUCGUUUCUAGACUAUAUUGAAUUAUGGCUAACAUCUUUAGUUACUUGAUAAGUUUUUGUAUAUUUUUCAGUGCUUCUAAAAGAACACAAUUUCCAAAAUAGCUGUGAUUGUAUAACGAUCUGUGAUAGAUAUACAUGUAUUUUACUAUGUUGAAAAAACAAUCUGAAAUAAAAACCUCUUACUUAAGAA